This is a messenger RNA of Anopheles coustani, 2696 nucleotides long. It is a transcript of the gene nes, whose product is annotated as lysophospholipid acyltransferase 5. Gene Ontology annotation, biological process: phosphatidylcholine biosynthetic process; lipid modification. The transcript is spliced from 6 exons. Bases 285 to 1745 code for a protein of 486 amino acids. The record is from RefSeq and is a predicted model, not a curated record. NCBI's taxonomy places the organism in Eukaryota, Metazoa, Arthropoda, Insecta, Diptera, Culicidae. Gene Ontology annotation, cellular component: membrane. Gene Ontology annotation, molecular function: lysophospholipid acyltransferase activity; 1-acylglycerophosphocholine O-acyltransferase activity.
GUUGGGACAAAACGGCGCACGUCGCAAUAGCAAAACAUCGGAGCCGACGAAGGCGAAGGCCACACGGAGAAGGACAAUUACUUUCGGUGGCAGUGAACUUGCGAUAGACCUACGGAAUUAGUCGACCCGGUACGGAUCGGGAGCGCGUACGCGAUAACAGGGGCUUCGUCGCUUGUGGACAACGUUUCUUGUGCCGCUCGGUUCACGUGGUAGACGCCGUAGGGCGGGUUAUCUUCGCAUCCGUAUAAUAACACGCCAAAUCCACGGAUCUUCUCCUGCCCAGCAUGAUAAAUCCCGUGGAAGCCCUAGCCAGGGCGAGUGGUGCCUCGGCGCCCGCAAUCCGGCUCAUUCUAUCCGUCCUGCUUGCAUACCCACUGGCACUGUUCUAUCGGCAGCUGAAGGGUGGGCCGACCGUGCGGAACCUCUUCAUUGCCUGCACCGGCGUAUCGAUCGUGCUGUUCAACUAUGGCACCGACCUGUACCACAGCAUGCUGGCCGUGGCGGUGAGCUUCCUGUGCAACACCUUCCUUCGCACCAGCAGCCUGAUGGUGCCGGUCAGCUUCACCUACCACAUGGGCUACCUGCUAAUCGGAUACUACCACACCACGAGUGACACGUACGACAUCAAGUGGACGAUGCCACACUGUGUGCUGGUGCUACGCCUCAUUGGACUGGCGUUUGAUUUAUCCGACAGCCGGAAGAAAGAAGCCGCCGGCAAGUCGGACGACAAGUGCAUCCCAACGCCGACGCUGCUGGAACUGAUCGCGUUCACCUACUUUCCGGCCUCUGUGCUCGUUGGGCCGCAGUUUAGCUUCCUGCGCUACCGGCGCUUCGUUGCCGGUGCUUACGAGCCGCACACUCAAGGUGCGCCCGCAUACGCCACAAAGAAGUUCCUCCAGGGCGUCUUCUAUCUGGUGGUGAAUCAGGUCGGCACGCAGUACGUGUCCGAUGCGUACCUGAUGUCGGACGAGUUUACAGGCGAAUCGCUGUUCAUGAAGCACAUCUACUUGGGCUGCUGGGGUCGGAUCACGCUGUACAAGUAUAUCUCGAUCUGGUUGCUGGCGGAAGGUGCCGCCGUUCUUUUUGGUCUGACGUACAUCGACGCCAAACCCGGCGAGCGGGAGUACAGCUCGGACGAACUGUCCGGUUGUAGCAACAUCAAGGUGGGCGUGUUUGAAAACACCAGCAAGUACGGUCACUACGUCGAAUCGUUCAACGUGCAGACGAAUACGUGGGUCGCCAACUAUGUCUACAAGCGGUUACGUUUCCUUAACAACCGCAUGCUCAGCCACCUGGGAGCGCUGUUCUUCCUCGCGAUCUGGCACGGUUUCCACAGCGGCUACUACGUUACAUUCCUGAUGGAGUUCAUGGUCAUCCAUAUGGAGAAGGAGGUGGAGCCGAUUUUUGCCAAAAAUGAAAAACUGCAGAAACUACUGCAGCAGCAGCCGCUCCUGCGAGCGCUCGUGUUUAUUGGCCUAAAGUACUAUACCAUCGUCUGGGCCGGCUGGUGCUUGGUACCGUUCGUAUUUUUGAGCUUCAACAAGUGGUGGCACAUCUACACGACGGUUCGCUUCACCGGUUUCAUCCUGUUCAUCGGCGGCAACGCGUUCCUUCCUCCGCUACUCCGAGCCGUCCUACCACGAUCUUCCUCCUCUUCUUCCGCGCCGAAGACGACGGCCACGCCAGCACCAGCGAACUCCCCCACGGACACUUCCGCCGGCCCGGCCACAAAGAAGGACGAUUAAAUCCGGCUCUGUCCCUCCCCCUUAAGGAUCGGAUCUCGUUUUUUAACAAAUCCAAACACGUUUCGAAUGAUUCUAGUUUACUAUCGAUCUUCUAUACUGCUUUCUACCACCGCACCUGGCCCAACUAAACGUAUGUUCACCAUCUUUCCCUCCCCAUUCCUUGCCGUCAGUCGAUGAUUGGGUGGGCGAAAGAUAGAACGAGAUCCCGCUUAGAGCAUCGUCGCGGCGGAGGACAUUUUGAAUGGAACCUUUGUUUUUUUUUUAUAAACCUAUUGCUUCUUACCCGUUCAUAUUAAAUCAAUUGUGCAAACAGUUCAUCUGCUGCACGAGCGUGUGUGUGUGUGUGUGCAUAUGAGAGUGUGCGUGUGCUCAAUAAGACAAACAAACAAACAAACAAAAGUAUAUUCGAAGCCAUCCUCUUGUGCAUGUUGAAACGUUUAGCAAAACAAAAAAAAAACACAUAGUCUACCAAACUGAUUGUGGGCUAAUAAAAUAAGCGCAAUUAAAGCAAUUACCGCAGAACGAGCGAUGAGUAAAACAAAUCUCGAUGCAGCAACUGGGUCGCGGCAGGAAAACGAACCAAACGGAACCGAAACCCCUUUACGACAGAUUUGGACUACUUUAAAACAUCUGUUUCAUGCUUCCUUAGUUUCCAUUCUGUUUUCCCUUUUUGGUUCGGGUUUUUAUAAGCAAACAACACUAACUUUGCCCUUUCCCACAUUUUUCUUUCUUACCACGAAAACGCAUUAACAUUGACAAGGAAUACAUAUUCUACACAAAGCCGGGGUUGAGUUUAGCUGCGAUGCCAACCUCGUGACUUGCGUGGAAGGUAAAGCAGUCAGAGGACGGAACCGAACGAUGGUUCAAUUUUAGACGAUCUAUCCUAGAAUAAAGCAGUACUAGUCAUAUUCUUCGAUUCGAGCGACAUGAUAAAAGUUACAUAAAAUACAA